This is a messenger RNA of Somion occarium, 434 nucleotides long. Lineage: Eukaryota; Fungi; Basidiomycota; Agaricomycetes; Polyporales; Cerrenaceae. The record is from the annotation of a GenBank genome assembly.
AUGCCUUCAAAAUACAACUUUGAUGAUGACGAACCCAUGGAUAUUCCACCAACUGAGGAGCUCGAUGGUUAUCUCAAAAACCGCCCACUUAAUUUCAAUCGUUCCGCUCAUGCCUUAGAUUGGUGGCAUACCAAUGCUCAAAGGUAUCUAAAUGUUGCUCGCUUUGCUUGGGAUGUAUUGGCAAUCGCAGUGGUGGACAUGAUACAGUGUCAUUGUGCCGCGCGAGUCUCAAACCUGAGACUAUCCGGAAACUGAUGCUCGUGAAGCAUCGAUUACUUCUUGCACAUAGAAUGUUAUCACAAACAGGAAAAGAGCCCGAAACCGCAUUUCCAUGGUCUAGAAUACACCGUUACCGUCAAACUGCUGUUGUAGAACUGUAUGGGACCAUUACGUGACGCAACGUAUACGGAUGCGGUCUGUUUGUGUGAUUUGAU